Messenger RNA from Cannabis sativa, 2135 nucleotides. RefSeq names its product replication protein A 70 kDa DNA-binding subunit B-like. The transcript is spliced from 12 exons. The record is from RefSeq and is a predicted model, not a curated record. NCBI's taxonomy places the organism in Eukaryota, Viridiplantae, Streptophyta, Magnoliopsida, Rosales, Cannabaceae. The coding region runs from base 662 to 1951 and encodes 429 amino acids.
UUAUAAUUUAUUUUAAUAUAAUUUAAAAUAUCACCUGAUAUUCAUUAGAUAUAUACUGGUCCAAUAAAGGUACUCUACUAAAAUUGAUGAUUGUUAUAAGGUACUCUAGCAUAUAUGUAUGUCCACUAUAUAUAUAGCUCAGUAAGUCAUCGACUAUAGUGUCUCUUCCAACUUAAAGAUUUUGAGCAAAAGGCUGUUCUUACUGCAUAGGUACCCUUUCUUCUCUUCCCAUCUCUUAAUUUUUAGUUCUUCAAUUUUCCACAGAUCUUCUAUUAAUUAACUCAUUCAUAUUCACAUAUAUCUAAUAAUUAAUCUCUUAAUUAAUUAGGCCAUUAACUAUACAUAUCAUACGUAAUCUUGAAUUAAUCUUCUUUUUAAUAAUUUUCUCAAGAAAGGUCAUUACGCAUUCUUAUUUGUUUUCGCCUCUAUCAGUUGACACAAGUAAAUUUUUGUUAUUUCUUAGUAAAGUCUGCAAUCCUAUUGUUACACACUUGGCCAUCCUUCUUCCUCAGCAAAGCUCUUAUUUGAAGAUCAAAACUUGGUUCUUGCCAUUUAUUGUCGGUUUAGAUUAUUUGUGUUGUACUCUCCAUUUGAAUAUCAGGUUGCUGUCAUUUAUUGUCGGUUUAGAUUAUUCGUGCCGUACUCUCCAUUUGAAUAUCAGAUGCCGACUCUACACCAAUCAGUUGAUGACAUCACUCCAACCACAGUUGGAUUGAAAAUAAAAAUGACAGUUCUACAAAAAUUUCCACCACGAACAAGCAUGAGUUCACCAGUCCGAUAUCAGAAGCUGUAUUUAUCUGAUCCAAAGGGGACGAGAGUAGAUGCAGUAAUUUUCGCAGACGAUAUUGAAGCUUUGGAGGACACUUUGCAUGAGUUACACACCUACCACAUCAGUGAUGCCCGUGUCAACAGAAUCCCUGCCAGAUACCUUAAAAAUGGCACAAAUUACCAUUUUAGCUGGACGCUGAACUCAAAAACACAAGUUGUUGAAGUCCAAGAAGAAGACAAACAAAUUUCUAAGUCAGUCCAUGAGUUCGUUUCGUUUAAGAACUUGUCAUCUGACAAAUACUCCAACACACCACAAGAUAUCAUAGGAGUAGCUGUCAAAAUAAAUCCAACAAAAGUGGUGAACACCAUACAAGAAAUUUAUCUAAUCGAUGACAGUUGUAGCUUCCACCCGAUAUGUUUAACUCUGUGGGGUGCUUUGGUACAAGAUAUUAGUGAAAAUUUGUCUGAAGUUACUGGAAACAACCCAAUAAUAAUGGGAACAAAGAUGAUUGUUCAAACUAAGAGAGGACUGUCGUUGUCAAGCCGUGAAUCAAGUACAAUCGAAAUCAAUCUUGACAAUUAUGAAGCAACUACUCUUCAUCAAUGGGCUGAAAAUAACAAAGCAGACAUAAAUAAUAUUAUUAUUCAAGCACCUACAUAUCAGUAUUCUCCAAAUUCAUCUGCUGCAAAACGAGAAUAUGUUAAGAACAACGAAGUUACCGAUUUGGUAAAGCAAUUAAAACCAACUCAGAAAGCAUAUUAUUGGAUUGAAGCUGAAAUCAUAUUAAAAAAUAUCAACCAAGAUUUUUAUUACAUGUCGUGUGAUUUUUGUAAUAAGAAACUUAUGCUCUACAACGACAACGAAGAAACAGAUUGUGAAAAUUCAAAAUGCGGAAAAAGAUGUUUUCCUACACCACGUGCAAGGACAUAUGUACAACUCGACGAUGGUACAGAGUUACUAGAUGCUGUGAUGUUCGGUGAUGUUGCAGAAAACAUAUUCUCAUGUACUGCAGUUCAAUUAAGAUCAUAUUCGGACGAGAAACAUAAGUUGUUUGUCCAAAAAACUACGAAGCAAUUAUCAGCCAAAAAAUGGAGAAUUCAGUUGUACGUAGAUGCAAACCGAACAAUGACUUCAAAGUACAAUCAGUUCACCAUUCAAGCAGUUGAACCAAUGGAAGAUUAGGAAGAAGUUACCUUUUUUUUUUUUUUAACAGUAAUUUUAUUUUAUUUAGUGUUGAGACUUUUCUUGCUGCUGAGCUUGUUUUUCUUUCUCUUGACUUGUUAUUUAUGGAUUUACAUGGAGUAGUGUAUGCAAGUAUUUCAUAUACCCAAUUUUCUAAAAGUAAAUAAUAAGUAUUAUUUUAUUA